Molecule: messenger RNA, 1481 nt
Organism: Pneumocystis carinii B80
Lineage: Eukaryota; Fungi; Ascomycota; Pneumocystomycetes; Pneumocystales; Pneumocystaceae
Exons: 6
Coding region: 47-1435 (462 amino acids)
Molecular function (GO): metal ion binding
Source: RefSeq, a predicted model, not a curated record
AUUGUAUUUGUAUACAACUGCUACAAUAGAAGUUUUUUUUACUACCAUGGCUGGCUUAUAUUUUGAUAUUAUAACUACAUCACAAGGACUUGUGCUAUACUUUUAUGGAUAUGGUGCAAGAAUUAUGGAAAUAUUUACUAAAAUAAUGACUCUUUUUGAGCAUUUGAGUUUUCCUUUUGAUAAGUUCGAGCGAUUAAAUUCGAUUAUUUUUUCUGGCGCCCAACAAAAGUUUGGUAUGCAACCUUCUUAUUUUGUAAAAACCGAAUUGGAGGAUAUUCUUGCAUCAGAAACAUUAUCUAUAGCUGAUACAAUCAUUUUAUCAGAACAGUUUGAACAUCCUGAUAUUAAUGCUUUUUUUUAUGAUUUUUUAAACAAUCUCCAUUUUGAUAUUUUAGUAACAGGAAAUAUUCCUCCACAAGAUGCAUUGCAUAUUCUUUAUCUACUAGAAGCACUAUUUACUCCGAAUCCUUUAAUGUCUUCUCAAUAUACCGGUCCACGUGCAUUAACUCUACAAGAAGGUUCCAAUUAUUUUCGUGUUCAAAGAAUGCCUAGAAGGGAAAGAAGAUCUGCAGCUCUUGUAUAUUUUGAAGGUACUCAUACCUCUAACUUAAGAAGAAAGAAAUUGCUUUUUAUAAUAUACCUUAUACUGCGUGAGCCUCUGUUUCACGAAUUAAGAACAAAAGAACAAUUGGGUUAUGUUAUAGAAAGUGAUAUAAUAGCUUCAAAAACCAUUCUAGGAUAUUAUAUUAUAGUUCAAACCGAAAGACAGCCACAUGUAGUGCACUCUCGAAUUGAUGUAUUUUUCGAUAAUAUGUAUAAAAGGCUCCUUAAUAUGUCGUCCGAGGACCUUAUUCCCUAUUUGGAAGGCCUUGACAUCCUAUAUUAUUCGGAGCCUCUCGAUAUUGUGGAAGAAACUUCUAGUAUUUGGACUAAUAUAGUCGAUGGCACUUAUAGUUUUCAAUAUAGAGGCAAAUCUACGAACGCUCGUCCUAUAGAACUCCGUGAAGUUAUACAACUAUAUGAAGAACUGUUUUAUUCCAGAAAGCGAAAAAUUUCAUAUCAUUCAUUUUCCACUAUUGGUGCCGAUAUUUAUAACGUUUUUGAUCUUCCACUUGGUACGCUUUCUGAAUAUUUUACUACUAAAGGACAAGAUGUUUCAAAAGAGCAGCUUCGUGAACUUGUAUUACUUUCUCAUGAUAUUCCGAGUUUUCAAACUAGAUUGUUUGAACAUUUAUUAACUAAGAAUAAGGACAAUAGUACCGUAAAUUCCAUGCUUAAUGAUGCAUUUAGUUAUCUCAGAAGUUUAUAUAAAUUGGAAAAAGAAGAAAUCAUUAAACCUUUGGAUUUAAUUAAAGAUUUAGGAAUAUUUAAAGCUAAUGCGACCUUAUCUUCAAGUUAUGUUAACAGGGCAUUGUGGAGUAAAUUUUAUAAAUAGAAAUGGCUUUUGGAUUAUUAGAAUGGAUAACAUGUUUUAUUAAUUU